Entrophospora candida is the source of this 1209-nucleotide messenger RNA. NCBI's taxonomy places the organism in Eukaryota, Fungi, Glomeromycota, Glomeromycetes, Entrophosporales, Entrophosporaceae. The record is from the annotation of a GenBank genome assembly.
AUGAAUACUUAUGGUGCUGGCGCAGGUGGUACUCGUAAUAUUGCUGGUAAUUGUAAUUCCCAUUUACAAUUAGAAGCUGAAUUAGCCGAUCUUCAUCACAAACCUGCUGCUUUAGUUUUCACUUCUUGUUAUGUGGCAAAUGAUAACACACUGAGCACUUUGGCUUCAAAACUUCCUGGCUGUGUAAUCUUUUCUGAUUCUUCAAAUCAUGCAUCAAUGAUCCAAGGUAUUAAACAUUCUGGUGCAAAAAAAUAUAUUUUCAAACAUAAUGACCUAAAAGAUCUUGAGGAAAAACUUCAAUUGGUUGAUAUCGAUACACCAAAAAUAAUUGCUUUUGAAAGUGUUUAUUCCAUGUCUGGCUCUGUUGGUCAUAUUGAACAAAUUUGUGAUUUGGCCAAGAAGUAUGGCGCAAUUACCUUUUUGGAUGAAGUUCAUGCUGUUGGAAUGUAUGGUCCUCGUGGUGCCGGUGUUGCCGAACAUUUAGAUUUCGACUUGAAUGCUCAUCGUCCUUAUGCUGGUAAUGGAAGUGUUCUAGACAAAGUCGACAUCAUCUCUGGUACACUUGGUAAAGCAUUUGGUGUUGUUGGUGGAUAUAUUGCAGCUUCAGCAAAUCUCGUGGAUAUGAUUAGAUCAUAUGCCCCUGGAUUUAUUUUUACCACUUCAUUACCACCCUUCAUUGCUGCUGGUGCUAAAGCAUCUAUUCAAUAUUUGAAAAAAUCGAACAAUGAACGUGCAAUGCAACAACUUAAUACCCGUUUGUUGAAAGAACGUCUUGCUCAAUUGGGUAUUCCUGUUGUGCCAAACCCUUCUCACAUUGUACCUGUAUUAGUUGGUGAGGCUGAAACUUGCAAAAUUGCAUCUGACCAAUUGUUGAGUAAUCAUGGCAUCUAUGUUCAAUCAAUCAAUUACCCAACUGUUUCCAAGGGUGAAGAACGUCUCAGAAUUACACCCACACCUGGUCAUAAUCAACAAAUGACUGAUUAUCUUGUUAAUGCAUUAGAAAUUAUCUGGCAAAAGAAUGGAUUGAAACGUGUUAAUGAUUGGAGACGUGAGGGUGGCAAAGCUGGUGUUGGCACCGAUGAUCCAACUCCUAAACCAGUUUGGACUGAUUAUCAAUUGAAUAAUAUUAAUGGCAAGAAUAAUGUUGAAGAAAUUAGUGCCAAUAAUAAUGAAUUUAAUACUAGAAAUCUAAAUGUUAUGGUUUAUUAA